Molecule: messenger RNA, 840 nt
Organism: Zychaea mexicana
Lineage: Eukaryota; Fungi; Mucoromycota; Mucoromycetes; Mucorales; Lichtheimiaceae
Product: kinase-like domain-containing protein
Exons: 5
Biological process (GO): microtubule cytoskeleton organization; protein phosphorylation; intracellular signal transduction
Cellular component (GO): cytoplasm
Molecular function (GO): ATP binding; protein serine/threonine kinase activity; tau-protein kinase activity
Source: RefSeq, a predicted model, not a curated record
AUGUAUCACUACCAUCCACCUGCUGGUCGGAAGCCCACCGUCUUUGGUCCGUAUCUGCUGUUACACACUCUCGGUGAGGGUGAGUUUGGCAAAGUCAAAUUAGGCAUUCAAAUAGAAUCCGGGCGAGAGGUCGCCAUCAAACUGAUUAAAAAAGACCACAUUGACUCGUCGUCUAGAAUGACCAAAGUCGAACGCGAAAUAUCUGUUCUAAGAACGGUUUGCCACCCCUACAUCGUCAAACUCUAUGACGUGAUCGAGACAGAGAAAUACAUUGGGAUUAUCUUGCAAUGCGCUUCAGGCGGCGAGCUGUUUGAGUACAUCCUUGCCCAUCGAUACCUGAAGGAACGCGAUGCGUGUCGACUAUUUGCACAGCUGAUCAGUGGUGUGCAUUACAUGCAUCAAAAGCACAUUGUCCAUCGAGACUUAAAAUUGGAAAACCUACUGCUCGACCGAGAUCGUAACAUUAUCAUCACUGACUUUGGAUUUGCAAACCAAUUCACUUCUGCCAAAAACGACUUGAUGGCCACAUCAUGUGGCUCGCCCUGCUAUGCAGCUCCCGAACUCGUCGUCAGCGAGGGAAUGUACGUAGGCUCCGCCGUCGAUAUCUGGUCCUGCGGUGUGAUUCUGUACGCCAUGCUGUGUGGCUACCUGCCCUUCGACGACGAUCCCGCCAACCCGGAGGGCGACAAUAUCAACCUGCUGUACAAGUAUAUUCUGAACACACAGCUUGCAUUUCCCGACUAUGUCAGCGACGACGCAAGGGAUCUGCUGCAAAAGAUGCUCGUGCCGGAUCCCGCCAAGCGAUGUACUAUGCAGAUCAUUAUGGAACACAAUUGGUUA